Molecule: messenger RNA, 3358 nt
Organism: Closterium sp. NIES-67
Lineage: Eukaryota; Viridiplantae; Streptophyta; Zygnematophyceae; Desmidiales; Closteriaceae
Source: the annotation of a GenBank genome assembly
CUGGGGGUCAGAAUUGUUUUGUCAAUUCAUGAUUCAAGCUCUCCCACUGCGUCUGCCUCGUCGCUGAUAAGCCCUGCAGCUCGGUGGUGACCAACCAGCUGCACAGCGAGUAGUCGCAAAACAGUAGUAGCCAUGGACGCCGACCAAUCAAAUCGCGAGGCAGAUGCGUCGCAGGCGAAUGCGUCGCAGAACGGCGUGGAAGCAGUAACGGAUCACAGCGUCGGAGGCGGCGACGACGACGCGGCGGAUGUGAUUGUAAUGGUGGACCCUCUCCGCGUGAAGCGAGUGCGGGAGAUGGACGUCACGGGUAGCGAGGACCACGUGCUCGACCCCCCUGAAGGCGAGCGCAUGCUGGCUCUCCUUGCCCAGCUGGACGCGGCGCGGGGGCGCGCUGCGCUGAGGAAGGGCGCACGGGGGCAGAAAAACGCGGCAGGGGGAAAGGGGGGGCGGAAACGGCGGAGCAGGGGGGAGGAGGACGGGGAGGUGGGAGAGGCACAUGGGGAAUGGGCGUGGCAGGGGGUGAUGUCACAGCUGACUUCAGCUCAGGAGGAGCUGAGAGUGAUUGUGGAUCUGGUGAAUGCGGUGGAGAGCGGUGCAGAGGGGCUGGCGGUGAGUGGGGUGUCGAAGCCGAAGCAGCAUGCAGCAGAGAUGAGCUCCGACCUUACUGCCAGGCUGGCAGGCAAACACCAGCUGCUGCAGGAUGUGGGCGGUGGGUUGCUGCACGCAGCAGCGCGUCUCACCCAGCAAGUGAGCGACGACGCACCGUUCUACACCGCACUGCAGUACAUUCAGCACAGGUGGAAGGUCAAGCGCACCCACCCUGCCCUCGCCGCUCCUCCAACCCCCCUCUCCUCCUCCUCUUCCACUGCUGCUGGUUUUGCUGCUGACGUCACUGUGCAGUCGCUCCUCCUCUCCCUCCCUCACUCGCUCCCCCUACCUGCCAGCAUGCCUGUCAUACCCGCUACAAGCCUCCCCUUUACCUCGUUGAGACUCGAUAGGGACAAGCAGGGGAUGCUCCGUGCUGCUUCGCCUGAGGGCCAGCCAAUCAGGAAGCUCCACGUCAGCUUGUUUGGGAGGGAAGCGAAUGAUGAUGAGGUUGGGGAGGACGGUGGUGGUAGUGGUGGGGGAGAGGGGGGGGAGGGGGGAGUUGAGAAGGAAGGGAGAGUGGAGGAGGAGAGUGGGGAUGGAGGGAUGAAGGAAAGAGAGAGUGGUGGAGGGAUGGACGAGGAGAAGGAGAGUGAGGAGGAGGGGGAUGUGGGGAGGGCGGUACGUAAGGCGCAUCAGCUGCUGAGGGCAGUGCAGCGGUCGUGGUUUGACUGGCAGCUAUUCGAGUCUCUCCAGGGUGACCUCACAGCAGCAACUGCCGUCUCUCUCCCCCUCACCUCCAUCUCCUCCUCCUCUCUCUCCCUCUCCCUCGCCUCCUCCCCUGCCUCGCUCUCGCUCCACCUCCUCUCCCCCCCGUCCCCCCCUGCUCUCUGGUCCUCUCUGACCCAGCACACCCUCAAUCGCCGUCACUAUCGGUUGCAGCUUAAAGGGGGGAAGCAGCAGCAGCAGCAGGGGCAGGGUAAGGGGCAGCUGCAGCAGAGGCAUUGGCAUGACAGGGAAGCCUUUGGAAAAUUCAUGGACCGGGCAGAGUCGGCAGCUGGGAGGGUGUACCUGGGGGAGGCUUAUCUGCUGCUCCAGCAGCAGGCACAGGAAAGAGUGAGGAAGCUUCGUUGGCAACUUGCUGGCGGUGGAAGCGGUGUGGGGAUGGGGGUGGGUGUAGUGGAGCUCUUGUGGGGGGCUGCAGCGCACAGAGCAAAGAGGAGAGCGGUUGAACGAUGCCUUCAACGCAUGGUGCGUUUUUGCCCGCACCUGAGGCUCUCAUCCCACACCACUCUGCAGCCCUCCAUAGCUGCAUGGACCAUCUCCUUCCACUCUCCCCCAUCAAGCCCUGUGAAGUAUUGUGACCGCGUGGAGAGGGGAGAGUUAGGUGCAGGGGAGAACAUUAUGGGGGAAGUGGGGGAGGGAAGAGGGGCUGGGGACCUGGCAGGGGGAGGGGGUGGAGGGAGGAGGGAAGGAGAGGGGGAGAAGAAGGGAGGCGCAGAGAAGGGGGGAGGAACAGCAGUGGCUGAGGGGGGAGGAACAGCAGUGGCUGGGGGUGAAGGUGGGGGCAAUACGGCAGGGGCAGCAGCAGCUGUCGAAGCAGCUCAAGGCAGGGCGGCAGAAGAACCAGAUGAAGCAACAGCACCAGGUGCCAAGCCACCUGCCGUUUCACCUGACGAUUCCUUGCACGGCAAGGUGGCAAGAGACGUUGGCGAAGGUCCGAAUGUUGGGGACAGUGCGCUUGGGACUGCUGAUGAUACUGCUGCUACUGCUGGUGGCAGUGCGCUCCGGACUGCAGCGGACGCUUCUACUGCAGCUGGCGGUGCGCUCGGGACUGCUGCAGGAGUGGGGCAGCAGUUGCAUGGGGAGAAGGGAAGUGAGGGCACGGAGAGAAGCAAAAGGGUAAGGAAUGAGGAGUGGAGAGGGGGUGAUGCAGGGGAGAGUGUGUGGGAGGUGACAGUGCAACAGACAGAUGUGGAGCUAUCUAUUGUGGUGACUGGCACAGCAAGAGGCGGGAAUAAUACACUCCCUCGCCAGUUUAUGCCCUCUCAUCCCAUGCCCUCUCACCCCAUGGUCUCUAACCUCAAGUGCUCACUCCCUCUCUCUCUCCCCACGGUGCUUCCCUCACUGUCGGACCUCUCCUCUCUCCUCCUCAACCACGUGGCUUCAACAUGCAUCGCCGCCCUCUUAGCUCACGCCCACUCCCUCUCCCUUCCCGCCUCUGCCUCCCCCUUCUCCCUCUCCUUCUCCACCACAUGCCACCGCUCUGAACCACAUCAAAGUACGAGCAGUGUCACUUCCAUUCCCAGUCAAGAUACUGGUACGUGCUGCUUGCUGGCGGUGCCUGACUCUGCAGCCAGCUGCGUGCUCUGGUGGAUGGCACCCAGAGAACAGGCCCUAGCGGCUCUGGAGGUGCGUGCGAGUGCAGCGGAGACGGGAGGGAGUGCGAGCACAGGGACAGAGGGAGCAAGACGGCAGAAGGAUAAGCUGGUGGAGGGGAGUGAGGUGUUACUGGGGGCCUUGGGAGUUGAGCAGCUCAGGGAUAUCAUCACAAGGGUAGCCCUUAGAUAGGAUACAGGUGUAAUAAUUUGUAGAAUGGUGCAGAAGACUUGCAGGAGACCAAGUAUAGAAUCUGCUUGAGUCAAGACUUGGGAGCAGUUGCAGUAGUGCGCUCGAACAGAUACAUCGCGGAAUAGGUACUUCUAGCAGAUAUAAAAGUAGCUUGUACAACUUCAAUUAUCAACUUGAAAUUCAGUAAAUUCUGGUCAACACU